AUGAUUCGGGUGGUGGCGCCGAAUGAGGGCGUACUGCAGGAGAUGCUGCUACUGGAGCUGCAGGGGAAAGUCCUCAUUCCACCCAAAAUGUUCAAGGAGGCUCGUGAGCAGCAGCGGCAGCGGGAAGAUGUCCUGGGCGUAAAGCAUCCACGCGAUGCGGACGAGGCUUUGACGCAGGCAGGUGCGUUGGGCGAAGAGGCGGUGGUGGAGGUGCCACUUGGCCGCAUUGUUAAUGACCCACGCAACGAGAAGCGCUGUUCAUUGCGCAUUGGAAACUUGCUGGUGGAGGGGAGCCGCGGCCAGUACAACGCACCCCUGCUUGUGCUGAGGCAGCGGAGGCCGCCUCCGGACCACGGCUCGAGGCCCGGCGCAAGGGAGAGUCCGCUCGCUGCGUCUCUUUCAGAACCGGAGCCGCGGUGCUGUUUGCUGCAGGAGUGGCUGGCGGAGCAUCCGGAGGAGCUGACGUUGGAUGCUGCGGCCGCCGCCGUCGACGCCAACGCGACGCCAACAAAGACGUACGAGCUGGUGGGCGUUGUGGGGCGCUACGUGCAUUUGAACUCCAAACCCCUGCGGACGUCGCUUUGA
Trypanosoma conorhini is the source of this 585-nucleotide messenger RNA. RefSeq lists its product as uncharacterized. Gene Ontology annotation, cellular component: Ctf18 RFC-like complex. Lineage: Eukaryota; Euglenozoa; Kinetoplastea; Trypanosomatida; Trypanosomatidae. Bases 1 to 585 code for a protein of 194 amino acids. Gene Ontology annotation, biological process: mitotic sister chromatid cohesion. The record is from RefSeq and is a predicted model, not a curated record. The transcript has a single exon.